This is a messenger RNA of Kluyveromyces lactis, 1755 nucleotides long. It is a transcript of the gene SRP68, whose product is annotated as signal recognition particle subunit SRP68. The record is from RefSeq and is a predicted model, not a curated record. NCBI's taxonomy places the organism in Eukaryota, Fungi, Ascomycota, Saccharomycetes, Saccharomycetales, Saccharomycetaceae. The transcript has a single exon. Gene Ontology annotation, cellular component: signal recognition particle, endoplasmic reticulum targeting. Gene Ontology annotation, biological process: SRP-dependent cotranslational protein targeting to membrane. Gene Ontology annotation, molecular function: endoplasmic reticulum signal sequence receptor activity; signal recognition particle binding; 7S RNA binding. The coding region runs from base 1 to 1755 and encodes 584 amino acids.
AUGGUAUACUCUCCUUUGGGUGUUACCUAUGGGUUCAGAUCCAAUUUAUUGUUAGAAUCUUUUGCAGAUUACCAUAAAUAUCAUAAAAAGGUUAACCAUAAGUUACAACAAUUGAGAGGCCGUUUAAAGUUGAUUUCCAAGGAUUCUAAGAACUAUAAGGGCCAGGAGAAACUUGAUAAGAUUACGCAUGAGGAUUACAGUAAGAAUCGGUUGUAUGGAUUCUUAAUGCUUUUGUUAGCAGAAAGAGAUGUGGCUUACGUAGAAAGUAUCAAGGCCACAGGUAGAAGCAGGGGCCACUUGAGGAGUCUUGAAUUGAAACUCAUGCGUACCAGGAUAAAGAAGGCCAAUAGGUACUGUGACAGACUUAUUUCAUUGUCUCAAGGUGAGGACAAGUGGCAGAUCCAAGCAGAAAUAAUGAUAUAUGAAAAGUUAAUCCGGACCGAAUAUGAGCUGUACGGUAAGAAACAGGUCAAAUUCUCCGAUGCAGAGAAGAUUUCUACCCAUCUAGCAUUAGCACUAGCUGCGGUCAACUUUUUAGUUGAUUCAAAGCUAUUGAAGGAAGGCGUGGCCGAUGCAGUGAAGAGCAAGUACCUGUACAUUUUCAAAGAGAAGGCCAAUGCCUUUUCUGUCAGAGAUCAACAAACCUAUAUUUCAAGAGUCAUACAGGCUAACCCGGAAGACCAACUUUUGCAAUUGUUACAAUCUCAUGGGUUCUCUUUCUCGGUUCCCGAAACUGACGCUUCAAAGAGUCAAUCCCGUGAGAUUUCAUGGAGAUCAUAUUCCGCAACGAUAGAAGACAGUAAAGUGUUUGAAGUGUACAGUGAAUUGGCUGAAUUGCACAACUCCAGCAAGCUUUCCAAUUUGAACGAUAAACUAUUUAAGUGGAACAGAGCCAUUGAUUUACAAAAAGAAUAUAUGACGACAUGCUCUGAAGAUGAUACUGACGAAAACAAUCAAAUUCUCUUGACUUAUCUACAAUACAAUGCCAUGGUAACCGGUGUAGAAAGAGACAGCAGCUUGUUCGAGAGUCUUUUGAAGCAAUGGGAAAGAUUUGACAAUAAGUCUUUUACGAGCAAGUUAAACAAGUACAAAGAAGUGGACCAUAUUAUCAAGAACUUAAAGAGUUUGUUAAGUCAGAUUAUGGAUCUACCGGGUGUUUACUCAGACAGCGACCUAACAAACCAAGUGUUCCUCUUGAAGACUUACUAUGAAACUUGUUUCACUUCCAAACUGCUAGCAAACAUAUAUCAAUCGAAGAAGAAAUACGUGGAAUCACUCGCCCUAUAUGUCGACUGCUUACAAAGAAUUGAAAACGCCGAAGAAUCCCUGAUAAACUGGGAUGAAAUCUAUCUACCAUCCCAGCUACUCUCGAAGGGGAAGAUCACAGACUUGAAGAAAUACAUCACUACCGGAUGGAGAUCUGUUGUUGCCCUGGCAGAGCACAAGAAAUCUAUGGAAAAGAACAAGAAAACCCGUCAAUUCGAACCAUCUCUAGUCGAGAUUUUGGAAAGCAAAGUGAGACCAAGUGACGUAUCCUUGGAUAACUUGUACCCACUCGCACCAAGACUUCUUCCAAUUCCUCCAAAACCUUUCCUCUACGACUUGGCUUACAACUACUUCAACAUACCAGAUUCUACCUCUGUUACAGAAGAGUCGGUAUCUUCAACUACUGCUGAGGCAAACCAAGACGAUGAACCCGUCAAGGAAUCGAAAGCACCAUCCAAGAAAGGUUUAUUCGGUCUUUUCAGAGGUUAA